Molecule: messenger RNA, 2098 nt
Organism: Acipenser ruthenus (sterlet)
Lineage: Eukaryota; Metazoa; Chordata; Actinopteri; Acipenseriformes; Acipenseridae
Product: serine/threonine-protein kinase RIO3-like
Exons: 13
Coding region: 374-1909 (511 amino acids)
Biological process (GO): maturation of SSU-rRNA; protein phosphorylation
Cellular component (GO): cytosol; preribosome, small subunit precursor
Molecular function (GO): protein serine/threonine kinase activity; ATP binding
Source: RefSeq, a predicted model, not a curated record
AAAAUUCAUAGGACUAGUUGUUGCAGCCAUUACACUCUGCCGUAUCGGUGGUUUCUGCACAUUCAAUAGGAUAUUUUUGCCACAUUUUGGCAGACUCGUAUUUUUUCUGUUACCACGCGUCGUGGUAUCUAUUUUGUAUUGUAUUUUAUUAUUUGUGGUCUGUAAAGAGUGAUAUUUUUAUAUAUACACGUAUAUAUAUAGUAUAUAUAUAUAUAUUUAUCUGCCUACGACGAGCUCUCUCUGGCGAUCUCUGUGCUUUUGUAGAGAACAAGUCUGGACUUGUCGUUGAAGCUAUUUGAUAAAAUAAAAUAUUAUUUGUAAAGUAUUUAUUUAUUUAUUUGUAAAGCAACUACGCACUUCGUUUAUUAUAAACAUGGAUCAAGUAGGAAUCACUGUCAAAGAAGAAACAGAUUCUGUUUGGAAGAGUCCAUGGGGUGCUCCCAACAAAGUGAUGAGCCCCUGCUCUCUUGCUGAUGUGAUGAGUGAACAGCUGGCUAAGCAACUGCAGCUUGAUGAGGAGAACGUAGGUUUCCCAAGCAAUGUUGAUGUUAAUGAACCUCUCAUUACUGGAGAUAACAUUGACACAGCCAGUGACCUGAUGUUGGCUCAGAUGAUGCAGAUGGAAUUUGACCGGGAGUUUGACACGCAGCUCCGUCGCGAGGAGAAGAAAUUUAAUGGGGAAAGCAAAGUGUCUGUUUCCUUUGAGAACUAUCGAAUGGUGCAUCCCUAUGAUGACAGCGACAGCUCCGAGGAUGAAGUUGACUGGCAGGACACUUGCCAUGACCCCUAUAGACCUGAUAAACCUACUACCACUCCAAAGAAGGGCUUUGUAGGGAAAGGCAAAAACAUCACCACAAAACACGAUGAAGUGGUGUGUGGCAGAAAGAAUACAGCGCGAAUGGACAAUUUUGCACCUGAAGUCCAAGUUGGAGAUGGGGUUGGAAUGGACCUAAAACUUUCUAACCAGGUCUUCAAUGCCUUAAAGCAACACUGCUACUCUGAGCAACGCCGCAGUGCCAGACUGCAUGAAAAGAAGGAACAUUCAACUGCUGAACAAGCUGUGGAUCCAAAGACACGUCUGCUGAUGUACAAAAUGGUAAAUGCUGGCACCCUGGAAGCUAUCAAUGGCUGCUUCAGCACAGGAAAAGAGUCUGUUGUUUUUCAUGCUAAAGGAGGAAGCAUUGAUGACCAAGCGGUCCCAGAAGAGUGUGCAAUCAAAGUUUUCAAAACUACUCUGAAUGAAUUCAAGAACCGGGACAAGUAUAUCAAAGAUGAUUACCGAUUCAAGGACAGAUUCAGCAAGUUGAACCCUCGAAAGAUCAUCCGUAUGUGGGCUGAGAAGGAAAUGCACAAUCUGGCCAGAAUGCAAAAGGCAGGAAUCCCUUGCCCGGAAGUGGUUAUACUUAAGAAACAUAUUCUGGUCAUGUCCUUCAUUGGAGAGAAACAAGUCCCAGCCCCAAAGCUGAAGGAGAUAAAGCUCAGUAGUGAAGAUAUGAAUCAGGCCUAUUACCAGGUGCUACAUAUGAUGCAGCAGUUGUAUCAAGAAUGUAACCUUGUUCAUGCAGACCUGAGUGAAUACAACAUGCUUUGGCAUAAUGGGAAGGUUUGGCUGAUUGACGUGAGUCAGUCAGUGGAGCCCACACAUCCCCAUGGGCUUGAGUUUCUAUUCAGGGACUGCAGAAACGUCUCCUUGUUUUUCCAAAAAGUUGGGGUGUCUGAAGCAAUGAAUGAAUAUGAGCUGUUUAAUGCAGUCUCUGGCUUAAACAUUACAGCAGACAAUGAGGGAGAAUUCAUUGCUCAGAUUGAAGCUUUGGAGAAGAUGAAUGAAGAUCACGUACAGAAGCGUGGCAAAAAGGCUCCAUCCUAUCAUAGUGACGAUUGGGGGCCACUAAUGAAGAAUAGUGGUUGAUUUUUUUGUAGAGUUGCAGUAGUAAUCUGAUAAAGAUGGGUGUUUUGGAAUUACGUCUAUAACAAGAACAAUGAAUGGUUUGUAAACUGAGAGAUUAUGGAUUGUGUUAGGUGCCUGUUUUGAGUCUUGCUAGCUCUACAUCUCAUUUAAUUGCAAUGGUAGAAAAAUAAAAGUAUUUGAAAUUCUAAA